This is a messenger RNA of Condylura cristata (star-nosed mole), 2180 nucleotides long. RefSeq names its product cell division cycle 40 (gene CDC40). Gene Ontology annotation, biological process: mRNA splicing, via spliceosome. Gene Ontology annotation, cellular component: catalytic step 2 spliceosome. Bases 215 to 1954 code for a protein of 579 amino acids. The record is from RefSeq and is a predicted model, not a curated record. Lineage: Eukaryota; Metazoa; Chordata; Mammalia; Eulipotyphla; Talpidae. The transcript has 15 exons. Gene Ontology annotation, molecular function: mRNA binding; protein binding.
GGUUGUAAGCGCUUCUAAUUCUCUCUGUUUUCCUCUAGAAGUAUUCCUAAAUUCUCUAUUCUUUUUAAUUAUUCUAAUAUAAUUAAUCGAUCGUUUAAAACUGGUUAGUUAGUGCUGUGCAAGAAAGUAAUGCGUUUCAUGGCAAUCUGGCAGGACCUAGAAGCCGCUGCUGCUUCCGCCCGGGCCUGGUCUCCUCCUAGGAUCUGUUGCCGUCAUGUCGGCUGCGAUUGCAGCUCUGGCUGCUUCGUACGGUUCGGGUUCAGGCUCCGAAUCGGACUCGGACAGUGAGAGCGGACGGUGUCCGCUGCCAGCCGCCGACUCCCUCAUGCACUUGACUAAAUCGCCGUCAGCCAAACCCUCUCUGGUCGUGGCGGUGGACUCGGCUCCCGAGGUGGCAGUUAAGGAAGAUUUGGAGACUGGAGUUCACCUUGAUCCUGCUAUUAAAGAGGUUCAGUAUAAUCCAACAUAUGAAACCAUGUUUGCUCCUGAGUUUGGACCAGAAAAUCCCUUUAGAACACAGCAAAUGGCUGCACCUAGAAAUAUGCUUUCAGGAUAUGCUGAACCAGCUCAUAUCAAUGAUUUUAUGUUUGAACAGCAAAGAAGAACUUUUGCCACAUAUGGUUAUGCAUUAGACCCUUCAUUAGAUAAUCAUCAAGUGUCUACUAAAUAUAUUGGCUCUGUAGAAGAAGCUGAAAAAAAUCAGGGUUUAACUGUGUUUGAAACUGGUCAGAAGAAAAUAGAAAAAAGAAAAAAGUUCAAAGAAAAUGAUGCAUCUAAUAUUGAUGGUUUCUUGGGACCAUGGGCAAAAUAUGUGGAUGAAAAAGAUGUAGCCAAACCUUCAGAAGAAGAACAGAAAGAACUGGAUGAAAUCACAGCAAAGAGGCAGAAAAGGGGCAAACUGGAGGAUGAGAAACCUGGGGAGGAAAAGACAAUCUUACAUGUUAAAGAAAUGUAUGACUAUCAGGGCAGGUCCUAUCUUCAUAUACCUCAGGAUGUUGGUGUUAAUCUGCGGUCAAGUAUGCCACCCGAGAAGUGUUACCUUCCCAAAAAACAAAUUCAUGUUUGGUCUGGGCACACAAAGGGUGUCAGUGCCGUCAGGUUGUUUCCUCUCUCCGGCCAUCUAUUGCUGACUUGUUCCAUGGACUGUAAGAUUAAGUUAUGGGAAGUUUAUGGAGACAGACGCUGUCUACGAACAUUUAUUGGUCACAGUAAAGCUGUUAGGGACAUCUGCUUUAAUACCGCAGGAACACAGUUCCUCAGCGCAGCUUAUGACAGGUAUCUUAAGCUCUGGGACACUGAGACAGGACAAUGUAUCUCAAGAUUUACAAACCGAAAAGUACCCUAUUGUGUCAAAUUUAAUCCUGAUGAAGAUAAGCAAAAUCUCUUUGUGGCUGGGAUGUCUGAUAAAAAGAUUGUGCAGUGGGACAUUCGCAGUGGAGAAAUUGUACAGGAAUACGAUCGGCAUUUGGGAGCUGUCAACACCAUUGUUUUUGUUGAUGAGAAUAGGAGAUUUGUGAGCACAUCUGAUGAUAAGAGCCUAAGAGUUUGGGAAUGGGAUAUCCCUGUGGAUUUUAAGUACAUAGCAGAACCCAGUAUGCACUCAAUGCCUGCAGUGACUUUGUCUCCAAAUGGAAAAUGGCUAGCAUGCCAAUCCAUGGACAACCAAAUCUUAAUUUUUGGAGCACAGAACAGAUUUAGAUUAAAUAAGAAAAAAAUCUUUAAGGGCCACAUGGUAGCAGGCUAUGCUUGUCAGGUGGACUUCUCACCAGACAUGAGCUAUGUGAUUUCAGGAGAUGGAAAUGGAAAAUUAAAUAUCUGGGACUGGAAGACCACAAAACUCUACAGUCGAUUUAAAGCACACGAUAAAGUGUGUAUUGGUGCAGUGUGGCAUCCUCAUGAAACAUCUAAAGUGAUAACGUGUGGCUGGGAUGGUCUCAUUAAAUUGUGGGAUUAAUGAGAUUAGCCCCUAAACUAUCCAGGAUUAUUUUUGAUCCGGCAUCAUAUUUAAAUAUAUGUAAUUAAAUGUGUUGAAUGACAACUUGAUUUAUAGAUUGUGAUUUCCUUAUACUGCCUUACGAAGUUGUCCCAUUGUUUAAAAAAAAAAAGGAAAGCUUUGUAAAUUUGGCUCAUAUAAUUUCAUUGGCAACUUCAUUUUGGUUUUUGUAAGUGCAAUUUAUACA